Sceloporus undulatus (fence lizard) is the source of this 2372-nucleotide messenger RNA. RefSeq lists its product as uncharacterized. The transcript is spliced from 3 exons. Lineage: Eukaryota; Metazoa; Chordata; Lepidosauria; Squamata; Phrynosomatidae. The coding region runs from base 1363 to 2019 and encodes 218 amino acids. The record is from RefSeq and is a predicted model, not a curated record.
CACUUCCAAAUUGAUGUGUCUGUGUUUAAGGGAACAGUUAAAGUAUGCUUUCCCUUUUCUGCCCACCUUCCCCAACCCAGGCCCUUCAGAUAUGUUCCACUACAAUUCCUAUCACUCACUACCAACAUGAACAUGUUGCAUAAGUACAUAGUGAGAUCUGUAGUUCAACACAUCUGACAAGUCAUAGAUUGAAGAAGGCUGGUCCCUAGAAUGCUAAUAAUUGCAAGGCAUACAACAGGUAUAGCAUUAAUCCUUUUACUUUUUUUUGUCAUAUGACUAAACCAUUUCUCAUAUAAACAAAAACAUAAAGCUGUUUACAACACUAAAAUCAUCAUCCUCCCAGUCAAAAACAGUACACUACCCAGGUGUAGGAUAACCUAUUUGUGUGAGGCACAGAGACUGCAAACAAAAAAAUAAAAAUAAAAAAAUAAAGCUUUAUGUGUUCUGUAAAUACCUGUAAUGUACCAGUACUGUGACAUAACACAGUGCAAAAGAGAACAGAGCUUCUGCAUCUUUAACAGUUGUAUAGAAGAGAUGCUAUCAUCAGAUGGAGUUUGCAUGGUAACUUCCGUUUGCUGAAUACCCAUACCGUUAUUAGAGGUGAAGAAACCCUGUUCAAUUUUACAUCUGACUACCCUACAUGCUACAAAGUGUGGCUAUCACUGUAAAGAAGGUUCCUCCACAUACUUCCCUUAAGAUGACAAUGGCCUAAAGACAUGAGAUCCCAUCUGAUCUUAGAAGGUAAAUAGGGUCAGCCCUGGGUAGUACUUCGAUGAGAGAUCACAGUGAAUACCAGUUAUUGUGGGCUAUAUUUCAGAGGAAGGAACUGACAAAAGUUCCUCUGAAUAUUCCUUGCCUAUGAAAACCCUAUGAAAUUAAUAAGAUUGCCAUAAACUGACAGGCAACUUGAAGGCACAUACACACACAGAGGAGACUGGUAUAGAAGGGCAUUAUAUAUUAAUAUCAGUGCCUUAAACCUAGAAUCAUAAACCUUGUAUACCUUAAAUCCUUGCAUUGCCACACCAUGAAAAAUUAAACCUGUUGUAUUUUUACAAGCCAUACAGCUGAUAAAAGGCACAGAACUAAAAGGUCAAAUUUUUGAAAGGAGACUUAAUCAAUCCAUCAUACAUCCCUUAACUGAUCCAUUUAUUUGUCAGGAGGAAACAAGGUGCUAUCUUCAGAACAUCCUUGCUGUUCUAACAAAUAACUAAUUAGAAAAUUAAGAAAAUGUGUUGCAGUCUAUGAAACGGAUGUAUAAGAUUCACCAGCAGACCUUACAGGUGAAAAGGUUAGACUUUGGAGAAAAAGAAAAGAGGUCUACUAGUUUUCUAAAGAAUAACAUAUUCACUUGGAAAUCAUAAGAUGUCUUUUCAAAGCAAUGCUAGUACUUUGUCACUGAAAGACAUAAUGGAAAAUGGCUUUCUGAUUAGCUCUUCGAGCUAUAACUUCUCUCCAGGUAGCAGCUGUCUCCUGGAAAUGAACAGUAUUCCCAGAACAGAGGCAUGGAACAAAAUACAGAAUAUGUCAAAAGAUAGCUCUCUGUCUCUAAAGGUAACUGAAACUUCUCUGAAUGGCAUGAAGAAUGACCUGCAGGCUUCAGGUGAUGGCGCUGCAUUAUUCUGCAAAACUCCAAUCCAGCCGUAUACCUUUGAUUUGUCAAACUUGAGUUCUGCGAACAAUAGCAAGGCCAAUUCUACAGUAGAUGUAUUCUGUGAAACCAAAUCUUCUACCCCAUGCAAAGAUGAUAAGGUCUCUAAACUAACUGAGAACAUGUUGUUAAAGAGUUCUGAAAUGAAUGACAGUGCAACCUUCAAGAAGCCACCUGCACCACCAAUGUGGGAGAUCUCUGGAAUACAAGCUACUCUAGACAACACACUUUCUCUAGAAACAAGCAUAGAAGAACUUGUGUCCCUGGGCUCCAUGAAAACAGAAACCCCAUCUCUAGAGAUGUCCCAUUUUGCUAUGCCACUGGCUGGUAGUGGUGUGCCUGUUCCAGUACAUCAGGCUCCUGCUCUUUGAGCCAAAGCUGCUUUUGGUGUGCGAUAGCUUGAAGCUCUGGUUCACCAAUUCAGUUAUUUAAUGUUUCACAAGGCAUUGUGGUACACAGACACAAAUGUCUUACACUAUCUCACAAGAUAGUACAAUUCUGUCCUCUUGCUGAAGGGCUGUUUUACAGGCCUAUGCAAGGCUUUUGGGAAACCUAAGAGAUAGCUGAACAGCCUUACAUCAGAGCUGAGCAAGAUUUAGCUAAAUAUUGAAUUUGAAAAGAAUUCUAUUGCCGUGUUCAGAAUAUCGGAGCUAGUAGUAUCUUCAGGAGUGUCCAGCCAUUGUGAAGGACUGAAAAGGCAGUUGCAACCUGUAAUCAAUAUAAA